AUGGAGGAAGACGACAUGGAGGAAGACGGCAUGGAGCAAGAUGGCAUGGAGCAAAACGGCAUCGAACAGGACUGCAUUGAGGAAAACGGCAUAACUAAAAAGGUGCAUCGUGAUACAGCCAAGAUGGCAUUCGAUAGGUGGGAGGAGCUAUCAAAUUUAAAGUUCGAAAAUGUGCGAAACCCUAGCAGACAGAAACCUGAUAUUACCAUAACUGUUAUUCGAAAAAAUCACAAUUUCCGAGCAGACUGCCAAGGCACUUCCAAGUGUCCACAUAAUUUCGACGGCCCUGGAAAAGUUUUAGCUCAUGCAUAUUUCCCAAAUGAAAACAACAAAUGUGUCGAGAUUCAUCUUGAUGCAGAAGAAAAAUGGUAUCUUGGAAAUAGUACUUCUCCUGAUGACCAAACUAAUUUAUUGAUGGUCCUGAUUCACGAAAUUGGCCAUGCUCUUGGGCUGGGGCACAGUGGCGUCAAUACAGCUAUUAUGUAUCCUUGGUAUCAAGCAAGUCCAGCAUCAUUCGAUAUAGAUGAUAAGAGGGCGAUAGAAUAUUUGUAUGGGCAGAAAACUGAAAACUAUCAACCAACAACAACCUCAACAACACAGACAACCGAAUCCCAAAAACCGAUAUCCCAGCACACCUCUACCACAGCUUCAUCAGUGUCGUCAAAUGAACCCCAUAACGUAGACGUUACUAGCACAACCUCAAAGCCUCAGAUAACUCCAACAAGAUUAUGCGACAUUCAAGUGCCAGACUUUAUGUUUCUAGCCACAGCACCCCAGUUUCAAAAUUAUCGCAUGUACGUGGGAUACAAUAGAUUUUUGUGGAAGUUCGAUUUGAACGAUAUGCGAAUUCCACCACAGCCAGAGCUGCUUGAUGAUUAUCGUCCUGAAGAUUUAAAGUCUUCUCGAGUUUCACAUGUUUUCCAAAAUUCUUUCAACCUCGAUAACAAAAUGAAACCGAGCUGUUUAGGGACCGAGCUGAAUAUUUUCCUCCAGAAUGAAAACAACCAGAUCAAAUUAACUUCUCGCCAGGAUACGUGUAAUUCAACUCUGACGAGCGCUUGUUUCAACGGAAUUACAGAAACUCCCCCAGUCGAGUUCCUCUCAAAAUAA
Molecule: messenger RNA, 1110 nt
Organism: Phaedon cochleariae (mustard beetle)
Lineage: Eukaryota; Metazoa; Arthropoda; Insecta; Coleoptera; Chrysomelidae
Source: the annotation of a GenBank genome assembly